Molecule: messenger RNA, 4429 nt
Organism: Sphaerodactylus townsendi
Lineage: Eukaryota; Metazoa; Chordata; Lepidosauria; Squamata; Sphaerodactylidae
Gene: MTM1
Product: myotubularin 1
Exons: 15
Coding region: 98-1903 (601 amino acids)
Biological process (GO): negative regulation of autophagosome assembly; mitochondrion distribution; dephosphorylation
Cellular component (GO): plasma membrane
Molecular function (GO): phosphatidylinositol-3,5-bisphosphate 3-phosphatase activity
Source: RefSeq, a predicted model, not a curated record
GAAAGCAAAAAGGUUGGGAGUCUGUGAGGGGAGGAAGGGGGGUAGCGACGAAUUGAGAAGGCGAGGCGGCAGCGACCACCGGUGGAUCCCCCCCAGCAUGGCCUCAUCCUCUACACCUAGAUGUAAUUCAAACUCUUUGGAGAAUUCCAUUAAAAAGCCUAUAAAAGAUGGAACUAACUGGGAACACAAUGAAGAAAUACCUCGUAUACCAGGGGAAAUGAGAGUCACAGAUAAGGAAGUCAUUUACAUUUGUCCGUUUAAUGGCCCCAUUAAAGGAAGAGUGUACAUAACGAACUACAGACUGUACUUAAGAAGCGUGGAAUCGGAUCCUGUUGUGGUAUUAGAUGUCCCUUUGGGUGUAAUUUCAAGGAUUGAGAAAAUGGGAGGAGCUUCAAGUAGAGGAGAAAACUCAUAUGGAUUAGAUAUUACUUGUAAGGAUAUGAGAAAUUUGCGCUUUGCAUUGAAACAAGAAGGUCAUAGCAGGAGAGAUAUAUUUGAAGUCUUGACCAAAUAUGCUUUUCCACAAUCGCAUAACUUGCAAUUUUUUGCGUUUCUCAAUGAAGAGAAGUUUCCUGAAAAUGGUUGGCUGGUUUACAAUCCCAUGGUUGAAUACAGGAGACAGGGUCUGCCCAAUGAACAGUGGAGAGUAACAUUUCUCAAUGAACAUUAUGCACUGUGUGACACAUAUCCCUCACUUUUGGUGGUGCCGUAUAAUGCCACAGAUGAAGAUCUCAAGAAAGUAUCUGCUUUUAGAUCCCGAUGUAGAAUACCAGUUUUGUCGUGGAUACACCCAGAGAACCAGGCAGUCAUCACACGUUCCAGCCAACCACUUGUUGGUAUGAGUGGCAGAAGAAACAAAGAUGAUGAAAGGUAUCUGGAAAUCAUAAAGGAAACUAAUGGCCAAAUCUCAAAACUGGCUAUCUAUGAUGCAAGGCCCAGUGUAAAUGCUGUAGCCAAUAAGGCAACUGGUGGGGGGUAUGAAAGUGAUGAUGCAUAUCCCAAUGCAGAGCUGUUCUUCCUCGAUAUCCACAAUAUUCAUGUCAUGCGAGAAUCCUUAAAGAAGUUGAAGGACAUUGUUUACCCUCAUGUGGAGGAAUCACAUUGGCUGUCCAGUCUGGAGUCCACUCACUGGCUUGAGCAUAUCAAGCUAGUCUUGACAGGCGCCAUUCAAGUAGCAGACAAAGUGUCCUCUGGAAAGAGCUCUGUCUUGGUGCACUGCAGUGAUGGUUGGGACCGUACCGCACAACUGACAUCUCUGGCUAUGUUGAUGUUGGACAGCUACUACAGAACAAUUGUGGGCUUUGAAGUCUUGGUGCAAAAGGAAUGGAUAAGCUUCGGACACAAGUUUGCAUCGAGAAUUGGCCAUGGAGACAAAAAUCAUGCUGAUGCUGACAGAUCACCCAUUUUCCUCCAAUUUAUUGACUGUGUCUGGCAGAUGUCUAAGCAAUUUCCGACAGCUUUUGAAUUCAAUGAGCAAUUUUUGAUUACUAUUCUGGAUCACUUGUACAGCUGCCGCUUUGGUACAUUCUUGUAUAGCUGUGAUUCUGUGAGAGAAAGAGAGAAGUUGAGUGAAAAAACUGUAUCUCUGUGGUCCCUGAUAAACAGUGCAAAAUCAAAGUAUACCAAUCCCUUUUAUACUAAAGAACUGAAUCGUGCUCUUUAUCCAGUUGCAAGUAUGCGCCAUUUGGAACUCUGGGUCAAUUAUUAUAUUCGAUGGAAUCCGAGGAUUAGACAACAACAGCAGAAUCCUGUGGAGCAGCGCUACAUGGAGCUACUGGCAUUGCGUGAUGAUUACAUGAGACGGCUAGAAGAACUGCAAAUAACAAACAAUCCAAAAAUUUCCAAUUCAUCUUCCUCAUCCUCUUCCUCUCAGAUGAUGCCCCACGUGCAAACUCACUUUUGAGGGAGAAUCGGUUGGCUUUGUGUGUGUGUGUGUGUCCUCAUAAGUGGUGCUUAUUCUGCUGUAACGGACAAGAGAAAACAUUGAUGCCUUAUGUAUAGCUUCUUCCUGAACUCUCGGUCCCUAGAAGAGAGGGUUUGUACACAAGUGGGCUUUUCAAAUGGAUUUAUGUGCCUUUCAAAACGUAUGACCUGGGAACAUUAUCUAACUAGCAGUCAGAAUAUUUUUAAAAGCUGCGUAUUCCCCUCCCCCUUAUACUCUGUGCAGAAUCCAAAUCUAUUUAGCUAAAUCGUUUCCAUUAAUAAGUAUCACCACCCAAGAGGAGCAUGAAUUCAUUCUCCUCUAGGGACACUUUCCUGCUCAGACUUAAAAUGCACGUUUCAGAUACUGAGUGAAGUGCCAUUGAUGCUGUUGGGGGCUUUGCACAACCACUUGCGCACAUCUUUGGAGCAUCAUCGUCCUAGAGAAAUUUGAAGAAGAAAGUGAACUGCAAAGUUACCUUGUGUUCACAAAACAUAAUUUUGAGGAGCAAUUACUGUGUGAAUUCUAGUUUCUUGCAGUUAUUGCAGUGCUGGCAAUAAGCUCUCACAGCAGAAAUUUCCUGAAAAUGUGUGCCUAUUCAGAACAGUAGCCUUAUUUCCAAAGUAGAUUAACAUUUGAGAUGAGACAUAGUGGCCUCUGUGUAUGUGUGUGUACCCUCAUCCCUUAACAGAGUAGUAUUUUAUGAAGUAUAUUAAAUUUAUUUACAGAAAAUAAGUAAGCGCACUGAAAGAGAAAUUUUGUAGCUCUUUAGUUUGCUGUCUUCAUGAAAGUCUCCUGUCAAAUUUUAUAAUUUGUUCCUUUCAGGAAUCUUUUACAAAUGUUAUAAGCACUUGAGAAGCCAGCACAGACCUUACAACUUGAUAUUUUAAUUUGUGGUUUGCUUAGGACAGAGUUGGCCAACCUGUGAUGCGCCAGAUGUUCAUGGGCUGCAAUUCCCAUGAGCCCCUGCCAGCAUGGCCAAUUGGCCAUGCUGGCAGGGGCUGAUGGAAAUUGUAGUCCAUGAACAUCUGGAGCGCCAUAGGUUGGCCACCCCUGGCUUAGCAUUUAAAAUUUUAAACGGUAUUUGGUCCAUUCAGAACAUCAUGAAGCAUAGGAUUUACAAAGGAUUGUUCAUAGCUAAUGUGAUUUAUUUUUAAAGUAUUUGACUCCUUUAGGGUAUUUGCCAUUUGUAAAUUAUUGUACAUGUAACCUACAAAAUAUAUGGUGGUGCAAGGAUAUUAUAGGAUGUGUAAAUUAAAUAUAAAUGUAUUAAAUAUACAGCCUUUUUUGUAAAGUGUAAAUAUUUUGGGUUUGAAGUUAGUCAGUCCAUAAAAUGCUAUAAAUUUCUUAAUUUUAGAGGGCAUUGGAAUAUUUUAGAAAUAGUAUUUUUUCAUUGCAAGAAAAAUGGAGCACAUUAAUACAGUAAAUGGUAUAUUAAGAAAUUUGCACUACCUUCUUCAGGAAUAGACUGAAGUAGUUACUAGUAACAAGUUCAGCUUGCUAAUGCAUGAUUUGAUUUUCACUUGGUAUUUGUCCUCUAAAUUUCAUUCUCUGGUAACUUACCUCUUCUGUAUCUCAGUGCACAUAUAGAUGGUUUGUUCCUAAUAGAGACAAAUCUAAAACAUUAAAUAAGUAACUUGAAUGACAAGGACAUUCACAUUUAACUCAUCAGCUGGUUUUAAUUCUGCAGCUGAGAAUCUAUGCAGACUCUUAUAUUGUUUGCUUGCAGUUUUCAAUAUGCUAUUACUUAUCACAACCUGGGCAGCCCAAUUCACAGCCCCAGGCAGCCAGGGAUGCUCGGGCUUCUGUGCCAUCUCCAGAGGGCUUUCUGGCAGUGUGGUGAGACAAAAAAACCCAAAACCUGCCACUGGAAAACCCUCCAUAGGGCUUGAUGGACUUAUGCCAUGCAAAAGGGUGGCAUAAGUCUGAGCCCUGGACCAUGGGGUGACUGCCCACAAAGCCAGGGUGAAUGCCUCUGGCUGUGCUGAUAGGGCCCACAGCAGUGCAGCACUGACAUGAUGCUUAGCAUCCCAGAGGGCCAUGGCCCCCACCCGGCGGUGUGUUUGCCCCUCUGCCAGGGUAAGUACCCUGGGGAGGGGAAAUCUGCCAGCAUAGGCCUCUGCCACCUCCACAAGUCAAUUUGCUCCUCCCCCCAGACCGGGCCUUAAAGCAUUUUGUUGGUUAUAUACCUACAAGAAAUGUGUGUGCAUUUUGUCUUUGCAUUCUGCCAUGUAUGGACAAGUUGAUAUUUUGCUUGCUUUUUCUAAGUAAAACACUACGUGCUCAACUGAGAUGCAUGUGGAGUGCAUGUGGAGAAAUAUUGUAAAACGAGUUGAAUUCAUUUGCCUUCUCAUUAGCUGUCACCACUGCAGGUGAUGCUGCAUUUUGAUUUUUGUAUAGUUAAUAUUAUUUGGGAAAGUAUAACUUGAUGAGAGUUCACUUGUAUGUGUGUGUGUUUUUUUAAUACCUGCUUAAGUCAUGAAAUAAUAAAAAAAUCCACUCCUCCUC